UCUUGAAGUUGCAUAUCCCGACCUGCAUCCGGCGUCUCUGCGUUGGGCACAUUGCUCAUACCCACAAAAGCUACCUACCUACGCCACCCAAUUCACUCCUUUUAAUGGAAGACGUGCUCUUCUACCGCUGCUUAACUGCCAAAAUUAUCUCUCCUCCCGCACUCUAACCAAUUGUUGAUCCUCCUUCGGUGCAUUCGUCUCACUCUUGACGCUUGGCAGCGGCACUGUUAGGUUGGACCGAGCCUUGUUCCAACCAUAAAAAGACAUUAGAAAUUCACCCUCUCCUCCUCUCACUUUCCGCUUCCGCACCACGCGGUUCUCACCUGGUCUCAAUCCUCCUCUGCCGGCCAACCCCCAAUACUUUCCCAUCAUGGCUGCCAACUCCAAAGACGAGGUCACCUCGAACCUCGCCAAGCUGUCUCUCAAGACCACUGAGCUCGAAACAACAGCCACCAAACCGCGGACCAAGCCCCACAGCAAAAGCAGCCCCGUCGCCGACAGCUGGGAAGACGAAGCCGACGAGGACGACGAGGCGGGCCCGGACACGGCGCAGGCCACCCCUACCCCUGUGGCAGCCCUCAGUCACGCGGGCACGUCAGCGCCACCGCCGACACCCAUGUCCCCCCUCGGCAGCGCCAACAAGCGGGCCUUCUCGCCGUCCACCCUGCCGGGGCCCGGGUUCAGCAUCCCGCCCUUUGAGGGCGCGGGCGGCGACUACCCGGGUUCGUCGCCAUCGUCCUCCUCCGCCUCGGGCGGGCCCUCAAAACGGCCCGAGAAGACCGACGCCGUGGCCCGCCGCAUGAUUGCCAGCGCGCUGGGCAUGAGGACGCCCAGGCCGACUGAGGAGCAGCGGGCAUAUGACCGGGCGGUUCGCGAGAAGGAGAAGAAGCGCAGGGAGGAGGAGAAGGAGCAGGAGAGGCUGAAGGAGGAGGCGGCUGCCAAGGCUAGGCAGGCGAUUUGGGAUGACUGAUCUUUUGGGUACUUCUGGUUAAUUGUGUCUUGCAUGGCUACGGGUGGGCGAUCUGGUUUAGGUAGUUUUGGACAUCGUUUGCAGGUUGGCUACACGGUUGGAUUUGGAUUGGCCGUUUUUGGUUUAUUAUGGUUACAUAUUAACUGUUGAGCCCUGUCGUUUUUGGUAACGGGAAUUCUCAUUGAAAGAAGCAUGCUUCACAGCCUUUUUCUUGAACUUCUCAUCUGCUUUCA
Chaetomium fimeti is the source of this 1203-nucleotide messenger RNA. RefSeq lists its product as uncharacterized. The coding region runs from base 371 to 970 and encodes 199 amino acids. The record is from RefSeq and is a predicted model, not a curated record. The transcript has a single exon. NCBI's taxonomy places the organism in Eukaryota, Fungi, Ascomycota, Sordariomycetes, Sordariales, Chaetomiaceae.